Messenger RNA from Saccostrea echinata, 5450 nucleotides. RefSeq lists its product as uncharacterized. The record is from RefSeq and is a predicted model, not a curated record. Bases 179 to 1486 code for a protein of 435 amino acids. The transcript is spliced from 3 exons. Lineage: Eukaryota; Metazoa; Mollusca; Bivalvia; Ostreida; Ostreidae.
AAACGCAUGAAAAUGUAGUCCAUGACAAAAUCAUCUAAUUUCGCAUAAAAUGAUGCUGUCGAGCAAUGACCGUUAUGAUGAGCGUGCAUUUAGAACCAGAGUCCCUUGUAUACUUCUACCUGGAAGCCAAGUGUAUAUAUAUACAUGUACAUGUAAAGCCAUAUAUAUUCUAUUCUAAAUGAUCAUGGAUGCUUUACGAAAGUGUUUACGCUUGAAGAUCACAUCUGUUUUGAGGCAACGGAUCUUAACCAAGAGAUUUUGGUCGUCAAAGCCUCCGGCAUCACUGACUUCUUUAAUUAAUUCAGCCUUAGCGGACUACAAGGACUUGCAGCUUGCGCCAUUGAAGAUAAAAAGUUGCAGUAUAGGUGGCAGUUUUUCAAGAGCACAUCUUGAGUAUGAAUUGAUAACCGUCAAAGACAACAAUGACUUAGUUCUGUGCGAGAAUUUUUCUAAUAUUUAUUCACAAGGAUUUAGUGCAUUGCGUCAAUCUGUGGGCAAUGUUGGUGUUGGAUUCUUCGACUCGCCCACAGGGAAUGAAAAUGGUUAUUUCUAUGCCCUUUCUGCGUUGAGAAAUUUCCUCAUAGAAUUAGAUCACCAUGAGAUGUGUUUAAAGCAAAGAAAUCCAUAUGGAGAUGCAUUUGACAAACAGACAGAGGUUGUUGUGGCAGUUCUAUUAACAAAUCAUCUUCUGUCUCGCCUUGUAUAUGGUAACAGAUAUCUUAUAAGCAAUGACUACAAAGGACGCCCAGUCAAAUGCCCAUGUCUAAAGCCAUUAGAUUGUGCAUCCCUUAUAAAUUAUGGACAAACGGGACUUGGAUGUGAGGAAAUUUGGUACGGACAUCCUGAUAUAGUUUUGGUGCCUCCACGCUUUUCAUACAUACCACUCUGCUUUAUUGGUGAUGAUCCUGAAGAUGAAUUGCAAGAGGAUGAAGGCAUUCUCACAAAAGAUUGCCUGCAGGAGAACUGUAGGUCUACUGACAUAUGUGAAGUUAAAGGUGCAAAAUUGAUCUUUGAAAAAUGUGCUGAGCAGAUACUCAGUCAAGCUAUUACAUUUUCUUUUUGUGAAGCAAAUGCUGCUUAUGCAGAUGGUAAAGGAUUAUUUAGUCCUACACUGGUGCCUUCAUUGGUUUUAACUCCUCUUCAUUAUUACAUUGUGAUGUAUGAUUAUGAAAAUGACAUAUUGUUAAGUAGUGGACAUCAACCUGCAUCAUUGUGGGAUGAAAGUGGAGUGAGAUUCAACUUGUCGGCUAUUUUGCAAAUUUGGAUGGUUCUCAAUCACUGCUUUUUUGGCCCAAAAUUAAAUGAUACACUUCUGAAAGACUUUUCCCAAAGUUGUAACUUUCAUAAAAUAUUGAAAGAGCUGCAGGUGUUUGACAAAACAAAGGAUAUUUCUUACAGCCCAUCAUUUAGACAAAAAGAAACAAGUAAAGCAAAAACAAAAAAACAUUUCAUGCUUUAUUCAGAAUAUAUAAAAUUAGAUAAAUGAAAUAGUGAAAAAUUCCAAUUUUGAUAAGACAUACUUAAAACCUGGUUCUUAAGGUAUCCCAUCCAUAAAAGGACCCAAUUUUCUAAUCUUAAAUAUCCAUCCUGUAUUAAAUACUCAGAAAUUAAUUCAAAGCAUUUUAGAGUAGAAAAGGAUUUACCAGGAGAAAUUUUCAAAGAUAUAAUUACCUAAGCAGUAAUUAAUUAAUGAAGAAUGCAUUGAGGUCUAUGGGGACAAGCAAAUUUUUGAUUAAUUCUAAGAAUAUCAAGAAAUGCUGUGGUGGAAAGAUGUAUUUUAUUAUUAGGAAUAGAAAAACUUUUUUUUCCAGAUAGAUUUUUUUUUAGAAUUGAUUUAUAUUGAUUAAAAGCAAAGGGGGAUAACUCUUCAAGGACAGGACAAGGUCAAAAAUUAGGACACAUUCGGCUCUUACAUAUUGAUACUAAAACAUGAAGAUUAUGUCUACAUAUACUGAGUAUUCAGCUAAUAUAUAUCUGUUAUGCAUUCAGAUUUAUUGAAUCUGAGGCUAUUAUGGAUCGGAUACCUUAAACAAACUUGGUUGUUAUGGCAGAAAAGCCUGCUGCUCAGCUUUUAACAAUCCUCUUUACACUGGACCUUAAUUUCAGGAUACUUUCGUGUAGUAAGACUGACCCACCAUUGGACAUAAAAAUAUAUUAAGUUGUAAUCUGCAGUGUAUGGCAUGAUUUAAAGUAAAUCUAAGUAUUCUAACCAUUAUUUAGGACCAAGAUCAUGAAGAUACAGUAGUUAACUUUAUCAUCAUAUAUUUUCUCCUUUUGAGUAAACAGAAGCAAUUUUUCUUUAUCAUUAAUUCAUUUUCUUUAAAGAUUUCUCCUGGACAUAAAAAGGCACUCUUUCUAUACUAAAAAUGAACUAGUAAAUUUCAAAAUAUGCUCAUUUAUGCCAUAUAUUUUUCUAAGUCCAAAAAACAUUUUUCAUCAGAGUACACUAUAAAGAGGGUCGUUUAAAUUUCUUCCAAAUCUCCUUGAAGCUUUUUGUACAAAAAUUUAAUUUGCAUGAUCAUGAUGAUGGCAUAUGCUGUGUUAGUUAACUUGAGCUUAAGGUGCAGAUAACCUCUGAUCAAGUUGUCACCUGUCCAUCUUUCUGCCUGUCAUCCCAAGGACUACUGAGAUAGAAAACAUAAACUUAUUUGAAAACUUUCUUACCUAGUGUUGAUUAAAAAACAGACUAAAGAAUUUUCAUCCCCCCCCCCCCCUUCACUCAAAUUUUGUCCAUCUGUCUGUCAAUCUAUCUGCAAAAACUUUAACCUUGUCCAUUACUUUUUGAGUGAUGGGAGCUAUUGCUUUCAUAUUUCACAUGUGUUUUUCUUGUGAAAAGACCAUUUUUGAGUUACAACGUAUUUUACCUCUAGACCUUGGAUUUUAACCUACUUUUGCAAAAAUUUCACCAAACUUUAACCUUGGCCAUAAAUUGUAAAGGGUUGGUGCUAGGGCAAUCAUAAAGUCAAAUGUUGACUGAAGUUUUUGAUACUAAAUGUUAGGCCAUUAUUUACACACUGAAUUGUAGACGGAUUUUUCCAUUAUUUCCCAAUCAUGACAAAGAGCACACAGCUGGUGUAACCCGUUGACAGGUGAUGCUCACUCCUCCAUGGCACCUGAUCCCACCUCUGAUGAUUUAAAGGUCCCUGUUUGCUCUGCUCCUGAUUUCUAUUGUUAACAUGGACUUUUAAGAUUGUUUGUUAUUUCCAUAAAUUUCAUAUGUCACAUGUAUAUUUCUUGUGACAAAACUUUCCCUUGGGUAUUAGCUUUUGACCUUGAUGUUUUACCUGCUUUUGAAAAAAAAAAUUAAACCUUGGCCAUAACUUUAAAUUGUUGGUACUAAGGAUAUCAAAUUUCACAGGUAUAUUUCUUGUGACAGGACCUUCCAUUGGCUGCCAAUUAUUCUGACACUUUGACCUUGGAGUUUGAGUUACUUUUGUAAAACUAACCUUGGCUAUAAAAUUUGAAUGAAUUUUGUGCCAGGGUUUUAAUAUUUCACAGAUUUAUUCCUUCUGACAAGACCUGCCCAAACUUGCCACAAAGGAUUCUUGAGUGAAGGGGAUUCAAGUUUGUUCAAAUGAAGGAGCACAACCUCUUUUAAGGGAAGAUUACUAAGAAUUGGAGAAAAUUUGGUGAUUUUUUUUUAAAAUUAGUUAAAUUACUCUCAACAGCUAUGGGGCAAAAAAGAGUUAUGCGAAACCUCCCUUACAUAGCAUAGAUUCAAGUUUGUUUAAAGAAUGAGUUCUGGGAGUAAGGUAGGGCCUGAAAAGGAGAUCUAAGUUUUACAAAGGAUUAUAUAGGAAAACAAUCUUUAAAAAUCUUCUCAAGUACAACAAAGCCAUGAUUUUUAUUAAUAGGGAAGCAUUCUCAGAUAGUGUAAAUUCAGAUACAUGUAUGAUCAAAACCUGACAUCCCCAGGGGUAGGAUUGGACUACAGUUGGGGAUCAAAGUUUUACAUAAGAAUAUAUAGAAAAAUCUUUAAAAAUCUUCUUCUUAAAACAGCAAAACCUGUUUAUUUAUAUUCAUAUUGAAGUAUCCUAAAGCAAUGUAGAUUCAAGUUUGUUCAAAUCAAGACACCCCCCCCCCAUUUCUUGCUGGUAGUUAUAGGAUGGGGCCACAAUUUGGGAUCAAAGUUUUACAUUGGUUUAUACAGAAAAAAAAUCUUUAAAACUUGUCUUAAACACAAAAGUCAUGAUUAGUCAUACUAAUAUGGAAGCAUCCUCAGGUAGUGUAAUUUUUUUUUUCAAACUUGACCGGGGGGGGGGGGGGCACAAUGGUGGAUCAAAGUUUUACUUAAAAUUUAGGAAAACAUGUGGAAGAACAGGACUGUAUUGACUUAGGUAAGCAUUGUUUCCCAUGGGCCUUGUCUUUGAGUACCAAUAUUUCAAUCCUUUGACCACCUCAGAGUUUGACUUGCAUUUGAGAAACUUUAACCUUCACAAUCAGCUACUCGUUUCACAUAAGGGUCAGAGUUUCACAAACAUAUCUUGUUUUCUCUGAAAUAAAAGCCCAUGAUUAGUCAUAUUAAUUUUCACAUGUCCUCAGACUGUGUAGCUUUUUUUUUAAAUUGUAACCCUUAGUGAUAUAAUGACGCCACAUGAUGAGAUCAAAGGUUUGCAUUGGAAAUGUAGGAAGAAAUAUUUUAAAAUAUGCUUUAGAUCUUUUGAAGAACAGUAGGGGUAUAAUUUGUUUGUCAUCAAGAUCAUAGCCCCAUGGGUUAUAGAUGGCAAUGGUAAGAGAUCAAAGCUUUAAAUGGCAAUAUUUCAAAACCUGAAAAGUCAAUAGGUAUGUUCUAAUAAUUGGGGCUUUCAGCAGUUGAAUUGUUUACCAAUGUCUCAGGUGAGUGUUGUAGCCUUAAGAUCUCAUUGUUAAGUUUGUGUUGUAUUCAUUUUAUCACUAUUUAUUUAAAUUCUACGAUGAUUUUUUUCUUAUUUUUAUUUCGUUUUAUGUUGCUUCUUCCAUGAUAUUUUUUUUUCAAGUUAACCUUACCAUUAUUUUUUCACAUUAAAAUAUAACAAAGAACAUGAUGAACUUAAAAAUAUUUUCAUUGUCUUCCAUUGAUUAUUUAUGUUUGACUAAUUGAAGGCAUGGAGUUUCUAAUGAGGAUGAUAAGUAAAACAACAGAAAAGAAAAUGCACAAAUAUUCUCUUUAAAAUUGGUCAAAGGUUGACAAAUGUUUGCUUAUGGCAUUAAAAGUUGAAAUCUGAACAUAUUUUUUCCCCAUUCAACCUGAUAACUUUUGGCAAAAUUUUAUUAAUUUGUUGAUGAUAUACUGAUUUUAAUUCUUUUUUUAUGCACUCAUGUGAUAUUUGAGGGAUAAAUAGAUUAUUGUUAUUUAUGUAUUACAUUCAGCUCAAUUUUAUUUGCUGUAGUAUGGAAAUGAAAUUCAGUUAGAACCAGGAAACUUAUGAUAUCAAUGUCAAUUUAUAAAUAUUAAUUGUACAUAUUCCAUA